Molecule: messenger RNA, 942 nt
Organism: Saccoglossus kowalevskii
Lineage: Eukaryota; Metazoa; Hemichordata; Enteropneusta; Harrimaniidae
Product: methylglutaconyl-CoA hydratase, mitochondrial pseudogene
Source: RefSeq, a predicted model, not a curated record
AUGACGAACGUUGCACGCCUAUUACGAGUAUGGUCGCCACUGUUGGCUAAAAACAGAAAUAUUGUACAAGUCAGACCAUUAGAGACACAUAUGAGGUUGUUAAGCACUGACAUCCAACAACAACAGCAAGAUCUGUUGGUGAAGUACAUUGAUGCUGGCGAAGAGAGUGGCGAAGAUAUGGGACAGAUUGUGGUGUUUGCCAUGAACAGACCACACGUUAAAAAUGCACUUGGCGUAAAUUUAGUUAAAAUGUUGGUUGAAUCUCUCGAAAAAGUUAAAUACGACAAAAGCGUUCGCACUCUUAUCGUGAGUAGCAACGUCCCGGGAAUUUUCUGCGCAGGCGGAGACCUCAAGGAGAGAAAAGCAAUGCCUGUGAAUGAUGUUGGCCCUCUGGUGACCAGAGGAAGAAAGAUUGUUGGAGAGUUUGAAAAUCUUCCUAUGCCAGUCAUAGCCGCAUUGGAUGGAGGAGCAUACGGUGGUGGUCUGGAAAUAGCUCUUGCUUGCGAUUUUAGAAUUGCUUCUACGACCGCAAAAAUGGCUCUGACUGAAACUAAACUGGGGAUCAUCCCAGGUGGCGGAGGCACUCAGCGUCUUCCUCGAACUAUUGGGAAGGGUCUUGCCAAGGAAAUGAUAUUUACUGGAAAGGCAGUGGACGGAAACCAAGCAGAGAAAAUGGGUCUUGUGAAUUAUGCUGUUGAACAGAAUAAAGAUGGAACAGCUGCUUAUAUCAAGGCUAUAAAACUAGCAAAAGAAAUUUGUGCCAAUGGACCGAUUGGUGUAAAAAUGGCCAAAAUUGCGAUCAACAAGGGAACAGAGGUUGAUCUUCAGACAGGUCUUGCUAUAGAAGAAGCAUGCUAUGCUCAGGUUAUUCCAACUAAAGAUAGAAUGAUUGCACUGAAAGCCUUUUCCGAGAAGAGACGACCCAUAUUCACUGGUGAAUGA